This is a messenger RNA of Episyrphus balteatus (marmalade hoverfly), 1613 nucleotides long. Its product is annotated as keratin, type I cytoskeletal 9-like. NCBI's taxonomy places the organism in Eukaryota, Metazoa, Arthropoda, Insecta, Diptera, Syrphidae. The transcript has a single exon. The record is from RefSeq and is a predicted model, not a curated record. Bases 51 to 1613 code for a protein of 520 amino acids.
UUGACGUGUCGCGAAGUCUUAUACAAAAAAUUAUACCCUCGAAAUAUAAAAUGAAGUGCUUUGUGUUAGUCGCAUUUUGCGUCCAAUUGGCACUUUCACUGCCACAAGGAUAUAAUUACAAGGAUGCUGGUGGUCCAGUGGAUUUAAAUUUCGGAGGAGGAGGAUUUAAGCCUGUUGUGGGUCCUGGUGCCCCAUGCAAUCAUGGACCUAAUGCAGCUGCUUUGGUGCAACAGCAAUCAGUUGGAAGGAUUAUUCAUCAUGGAUCCGGGCAUGGAGAUUCACAAGCUGUCACUUUGAACAGUCAUAUUACUGUUGGUGAGGGUGGUCACUCUCAUACCCAGUCUUUCCAAAACGGACAGGGUUAUGCCGAACAGUCUAGACCUGCACCUAUUCCUCUGCCAUUGUCACAAGGACCUCCUCUUCCAUUGCCAGGACCAGCACCGUCAUUUUUACAAAAUUCUUUCGGUUCUUCGAACUCAUUUAGCCAUGGUGGACAUGCAAGUUCUUCGAUCAAUGGAGGUGGCAGGAUUCCAGGACCUUCUUCACAUGGUUUGAGUGGUGGAUAUUCGGGUGGAUUUAGUUCUGGUGGUGGAUCAGGAUUCGGAGGUGGUUCAGGAUUUGGUGGUGGUUCAGGCUUUGGAGGUGGUUCAAGACCUCAAAUCAAUUCGAACUUUAUUGCUGGAGGAGGAUCUGGACAUAACGGAGGAGGACAUUCCCACGGUUCUGGAUCAAGUUAUCAGAAUGUUGGUGGAUUUAGCGGUGGUGCUAGUCAAUUCCAGCAAUCGGGAGGAUUUAGUCAACAAUCAGGUGGAUUCUCUCAAGGAAGUGCAUCGCAAUCUUUCGGUCAGUCGAGUAGCUUUGGCGGAAAUGGUAUUUUGAAUGGUGCCCUUGGCAAUGUUAUUCGUGAAACCUUUGCAAGUGCUCCUCUUGAUCCAACAGUUGAAAAGCACAUCUAUGUUCAUGUCCCUCCAGAGGAUCUCGAAGAGAAGGAAUCCCGUCAACAGAUUCAAACUCAAGCUGCAGCUAAGAAACACUACAAGAUUAUCUUUAUCAAGGCUCCAACUGUCAGUCAGCCUACCAACUAUGCUCAAUUAGCCAAUGCAGCUGGACAAUCUGAAGAGAAGACAAUUGUUUAUGUUUUGGUGAAGAAGCCUGAAGAGCCAUCUUAUGAAGAAAUCCAACAAAUUCAACAGAAUGCUGCUAAGCCUAGCAAACCUGAAGUUUACUUUAUUAAGUACAAGACUAGGAGUGAACAGCAAGGUGGUGGUGGAGGUGGUGGUUUCCUUGGAGGAAGUUACAGUUCCAACAUUGAACAAAAUGCUGGUGGAUUAGGAGGAGGACAUUCACAUAUCGAAUCAAUUGGUGGAUCGAUUGGAGGUGGUCAAUUUGCUGGUUCCGAAAUUGUUGAUGGUGGUGUUGAUAUUAGAGGUAAUGGAGCCGCUAGUGCCAUUGAGAGUUCCCAUCAAGAAGGUGGUUCAUCGUUUGUUAGUAGUAGUGGAAGCAGCAGUAGCAGUAGCAGCAGCAGUUCUUUUUCGACAGGAAGUGCUAGCGUGAAUAUUGGUGAGACUGGUCCUGGUCCACAGCAUGAAAUCUAUGGUGUUCCAGCUGUUUAG